AUGAAUAAUUUAUAUAAACACGCUUUAAAACAAGAAAAAACAUUACAAGAAGAUAUAACAAAAUUCGAGAAAGAAGAAGAUAUUUCGGUUGGUAUACAAGGUCAAAUUUCAGUAGGUUUAACAUCAUUGAAAAGAACUAUCGAUGAUUACGAAGGUUUGGCUAAACGUGAAAUGAUAUUGGUUAAACAAGAAAAAGCUUUCUCUAAUGUAAGUAAAUUAAGAGAAAAUUAUAUUGGAUUAAAAAAUCAAUUUGAUCGACUGAAACAACGAGAAGCUAAUAAGAUGUCUCAAAAUAAUAGAAUAGAAUUAUUAGGACGAAGGCAUAAUGCAUCUACG
Diversispora eburnea is the source of this 336-nucleotide messenger RNA. Lineage: Eukaryota; Fungi; Glomeromycota; Glomeromycetes; Diversisporales; Diversisporaceae. The record is from the annotation of a GenBank genome assembly.